UGGGGGAAGCACCUUACUUAGAGCUUCGUCACAAUCUGGUGAUUUUGAUUUAUACGAUCAUUUUUUUGGUGGGUCCUUAUCACCUUUGACGGAUCGGCUCGCGCAUAAUUCUCCGCUUACAGUUGGCAAUCUUCUCACAAAAUGGGCCAGAAUUAUGUAAAGGUAAAGGCACCAUUUUCAAAUAGCUGUUCGCAGUAUGAAUUGAAAUCGAAAAAUGUACAAGUUGGUUAUACGAUCUAUGUCAAGCAGUCUUUUAUGGUUUUGGAAAUAAUAUCUGAAAGAUAAAUUAAUUGAAAACCACUAUGUCCUUAAAAUAUGUAAUAAAUACAAGCCCCUAUAGCUUCCUUAAUGGGAGCGAUUUUAUGCAAAAUGUGAGCUGCUUGGCGGUGAUGCACUUCAAUUACCUCCAUCGUUGCGAAAUGGCCACAAAAAUCGACGACUGCAAAUACAUCACCAACUUCUUCAACUACUAUGUUAUGAUGUACUGCUCCUUCAAGAUCGACAAUAAAAUCACCGAAAUAGUGGUGAUGCUCUUGUUUGCACUAAUCUACUGCUUCUUCCUUUGCAUCCUCUACGAGGGCGUCAACGACUACUUUGCACCAACACUCAAGAUCGCUGCUCUGAAAAUGAGGAUUAACGAGUACAUGGCGGGCGUGGUGCUCGUGGGCGUGGCCAACUCCACACCCGAUCUCCUGGUCAACCUGUCGCCAGCCAGGCUGGAGGGUCUCACCUUCAACAUAGCCAUGGCCAAUGCCCUAACGAUAAUUUGCUUGAGCGGAGGAGCGGUGUGCUUUAUUCGGCCUUUUAGGAUGAAUGGUCACAGUAUCUUCAGGGAUCUAUUGUUCCUCCUGCUAAUCGUGGAGCUGGUGAGAUUCUUCAUGAAAGAGACUGCUCUAGCGCCAUGGAUAAAGGGUGCCAUCUUACUGAUUAUCUAUCCGAUAUACCUGCUUAUAAACAUAGUCGAUCUGAUCCUCCUACGUUACGCAAUAAGAAAACUUCGAGCGGAUAUUGAAGUGUUAAGACAAUCACCGUCAUCCCGGGAACAUGAUCUUAUAUUGACUGAAAAGAUUGUUCGCUUGAACAAUUUACAGCAGGACGACGAAAUCCAAAUCCUUGAGUCUAAAUUAUAUCGCAAGCGAACAUACAACGCAGGCUUCUUUGUUACACCCAAGCCCUUGAUUCAUCACAAGGAGGUUGACGUGGAAACCAACCGAAGAAUUCUCCACAGCAAAGCAAAUCCGAAAAAUCUGUUUCUCUUCAGCGAGUUCCUCCAUGCCAUCAAUCCGAUCGACUCAGAGGGAUGGUACCUCAGUGGUACCUGUGCACGCGUUUUGCAAAUCCUCAAGGCCCCGGUCACUCUAAUGCUCCAUUUGGUGGUUCCAUUGGUGGACUACCAGCUGGUCAAGCACGGUUGGAGCAAGAUGCUCAACUGCUUACAGAUCGUCCUGACUCCAUUCGUGAUCUUCGCACUGGUUGAGACUAUGCUGGUGCACAAAUACGCGGAAUGGUAUUACGUUCCUCAGUUCCGGAUGGCUAUAUGGUCACUACUGGUAACGAUGCCCCUGGCAAUAGUUGUAUUCGUGCACUCGCGCACUGACAUCCCGCCGUUUUAUCACUCGGUUUACUGCGCGCUUACAAUCUCCACCGUGAUCAUAUUCUGUUGGAUUUGUGCCUGGGAAAUGGAUGCGCUGAUAUCCAUCAUUGGAGUUGUCUUUGAUCUGGCCCCCUCCUACAUGAGCAUCACCUUCAACUCGGUGUCCGCUGCCGCGGCUGACUUUAUAGCCUAUAGGCAUCUUGCCAAGCAUGGAUACGGAAAGAUGGCUUUUGGCGCCAUCAUCGGUGGUUCAGUUUAUAGUUUGGUGGUCAACGUGGGCAUUGAAUUGGUGUUGCAGAAGAAAAUCAACGCCCACGGUCAAGUAGUCUUGUAUGGAGAUGACGGUGUAACCAUCUACAUAUUCCUGGUGAUAACCAUCACAACCACCUUGUGGUGGAGCCUCACCUUCAACUUUGUUGCCCGCCGAUCCGCUGGGCUGUUCAUGUGGUCCCUAUUCGUGCUGUUCCUAGUUUACACAACAGCCAUAGAGUUGCAGUGGGUCCAUGGUUUCCAAGACAAUAUUCAGAUUCGCCCGACUGCCUAAUAAAGCAAUGUAUUGUCAAGACAAACA
Messenger RNA from Drosophila simulans, 2165 nucleotides. Its product is annotated as mitochondrial sodium/calcium exchanger protein. The record is from RefSeq and is a predicted model, not a curated record. The coding region runs from base 303 to 2138 and encodes 611 amino acids. The transcript has 11 exons. Gene Ontology annotation, biological process: monoatomic cation transport; transmembrane transport; intracellular calcium ion homeostasis. NCBI's taxonomy places the organism in Eukaryota, Metazoa, Arthropoda, Insecta, Diptera, Drosophilidae. Gene Ontology annotation, cellular component: membrane. Gene Ontology annotation, molecular function: calcium:sodium antiporter activity.